Messenger RNA from Carya illinoinensis, 1182 nucleotides. Its product is annotated as receptor-like protein 6. NCBI's taxonomy places the organism in Eukaryota, Viridiplantae, Streptophyta, Magnoliopsida, Fagales, Juglandaceae. The transcript has 2 exons. Bases 1 to 1182 code for a protein of 393 amino acids. The record is from RefSeq and is a predicted model, not a curated record. Gene Ontology annotation, molecular function: protein binding.
AUGGUUUGCGGAAAAUGUCCUACCAAUCAGAAAGCCUUGUUGCUCCAAUUGAAGAAUAGCCUCAUUUUUGACAGUGCUUCAUCUACAAAACUGGUGCACUGGAACAAAAGCAUUGAUUGUUGCUCAUGGGAAGGCGUGACCUGCAACAAGGGAUGUGUUAUUGGUCUCGACCUGAGCAAUGACUCUAUCUCAUGUUCACUUGACAAUUCAAGCAGCCUGUUCAAGCUUCGAUAUCUUCAAAAUUUGAAUUUAGCAAGCAAUGACUUCAACAGUUCUGAGAUUCCUUCAGAAUUUAAUAAGUUGUCGAAUUUGGUUUAUUUAAACCUUUCACAUGCUGGCUUUCAAGGACAAAUUCCAAGUACAAUUUCGCAUUUAAAAAGGUUGGUUAGUCUUGAUUUAAGGAAUUGGUAUAGCUUGAAGCUUGAGAAUCCAAAUUUAAAUAUGCUUGUUCAAAACCUAUCGAAGCUUGCGGAACUUUAUCUCAGUGGUGUGGAUAUAUCAAUGAAAGGGUAUGAGUGGGGCCCAGCAUUAUCAUUUUCACUACCAAAUCUAAGGGUGUUGAGCUUGUCACGUUGUAAUCUAUCAGGGCCUUUUGAUUCCUCCUUGGUGAAUCUGAAAUCCCUCUCAAUUAUUCGUAUGAGUAAUAACAACUUAUCCUCUCCGAUUCCUGAUUUUUUUGCAGACUUCAGAAACUUGACAACCUUGAUUUUCAGUAGCUCUUCAUUGAACGGAAAAUUUCCAGAAAGGAUCUUUCAAAUUCCAACAUUGCAAAUGGUUGACUUGUCAAAUAAUUUUGAACUUGAAGGUUUCUUCCCAGAUUUUCCUUCGAAUGGAUCUCUUCAAACCCUAGUCCUUAGCAGUACAAAGCUUUCAAGGUCAUUGCCAUAUUCUAUUGGGAAUCUCAAAUUAUUGUCUGAAGUCGAUCUUUAUUCUUGCAAUUUCAGUGGAGAGAUUCCGAAGUCAAUGGAAAAUCUCACCCAAUUGCUUCAUUUGGACUUGUCAGGGAAUAGAUUCAAUGGAUCAAUUCCAUCAUUGAGCAUGAGCAAGAAUCUGAAAACAAUAGACCUUAGCAGCAAUGAUUUAACAGGUCAGAUUGCUUCCACUCGAUGGAAUUACACCUUCAAAACAAUCGAUUUUCUGGCCAACUUGAUGAAUUUUCAACUGCUCCUUCUUACCUAUUGA